AUGGCGUAUCGAACUAUAUCCGUCGUUCUUUUCUAUCUGGCUCUUGGUCUUCUGGCCAGGUCUACUGCAAGCGAAAAGGGCGACUAUGACCAGUGCUACUUCGAUGCCGGUUACGUCGGUCCACCUAACCUUCUCCCUUGCUUACCGGCGAACGAAACAAAAAAUGGCUUCAGUUGGUGCUGCCUGGCGGGCGACUUCUGUGUCAAUCAAGCCUGUUGGGAUCGACCAUCUGGCGUGACUUAUCAGUAUGGCUGCAAUGACCCGACCUACAAAGACGAGAGCUGCCCGCUCAAAGGUGAUUUAGAUCGAGGUACGUUCCAGGCGCACAAUCCCAUUAGGCUUCGCGGAAGAGUUUGA
This is a messenger RNA of Colletotrichum scovillei, 357 nucleotides long. RefSeq lists its product as uncharacterized. The record is from RefSeq and is a predicted model, not a curated record. Lineage: Eukaryota; Fungi; Ascomycota; Sordariomycetes; Glomerellales; Glomerellaceae. The transcript has a single exon. Bases 1 to 357 code for a protein of 118 amino acids.